CAGACAACAGAGGCACAGAGACAAAGAGGGGAGCACUGCAGAAGUUGGGUGUCUGCCAGUGACUCCUGCCCAGGCCCCUCUCAGGAAAUCACACAGCCAAGCUGGUAGAUAAGCUGGAAUGCCCCUACCCAAAGAAGAAGGCUCAGUAGCCCCUAUUAAGCAAGAGUCAGAGCCCCGGAGGCCUGGGGGAGAGGGUGGGCUGCCUGCCCGGGUUGGGCUGAGAAGGCACAAGGUGUCAGCACAGUUGCGUGACAGGCCAGCUUGGGGAAUCUACCUAUUGAGUCCAGGAACUAGUUCCCCAGAAGCCCUUUGCCCAGGGCAGGAAUCGUCAGGGCUUUGAACCAUGGGGCUAGGAGAUGCUAAGGGCAAGAGUGGAAAGUCACUUCACCAUGAGUCAGAGCCAUCUGGUGACAGUCUCUGUCUGACCAUGGCCCUACCAUCCCUGGGCCAGGACCCCUGGAGUCUCCUGGGUGUUUUUUUCUUCCAACUGCUCCUGCUGCCGUCACUGCCACCGGCUACCGGGACUGGUGGGCAGGGGCCCGUGCCCAGAGUAAAAUACCAUGCAGGAGAUGGGCACAGGGCCCUCAGCUUCUUCCAACAGAAAGGCCUCCGAGACUUCGACACGCUGCUCCUAAGCGGCGAUGGCAACACUCUCUAUGUGGGGGCCAGAGAGGCCAUCCUGGCUUUGAAUAUCCAGAACCCAGGAAUCCCAGGGCUGAGGAACAUGAUACCCUGGCCAGCUAGUGAGAGGAAAAAGAGUGAAUGUGCCUUUAAGAAGAAGAGCAAUGAGACGCAGUGCUUCAACUUCAUCCGUGUCCUGGUCUCGUUUAACGCCACUCACCUCUAUAGCUGUGGGACCUUUGCCUUCAGCCCUGCUUGUACCUUCAUUGAACUACAAGAUUCCCACCUGCUGCCCAUCUUGAAGGACAAGGUCAAGGAUGGGAAGGGCCAAAGUCCCUUUGACCCUGUUCACAAGCACACAGCUGUCUUGGUCGACGGGAUGCUCUAUUCUGGCACCAUGAACAACUUCCUGGGCAGCGAGCCAAUCCUGAUGCGGACGCUGGGACCCCAGCCUGUCCUCAAGACGGACAUCUUCCUGCGCUGGCUGCACCCGGAUGCCUCCUUCGUGGCAGCCAUUCCGUCCACCCAGGUCGUCUAUUUCUUCUUCGAGGAGACAGCCAGCGAGUUUGACUUCUUUGAGGAGCUGCACACAUCCAGGGUGGCUCGAGUCUGCAAGAACGAUGUAGGUGGUGAAAAGCUGCUGCAGAAGAAGUGGACUACCUUCCUGAAGGCCCAGCUGCUCUGUGCUCAGCCGGGUCAGCUGCCAUUCAACAUUAUCCGCCACGCGGUCCUGCUGCCCGCCGAGUCUCCCUCUGUCUCCCGCGUCUACGCAGUCUUUACCUCCCAGUGGCAGGUUGGUGGGACCAGGAGCUCAGCAGUCUGUGCCUUCUCUCUCACGGACAUUGAGCGCGUCUUUAAAGGAAAAUACAAGGAGCUGCACAAGGAAACUUCCCGCUGGACCACUUACAGGGGCCCAGAGGCCAACCCAAGGCCUGGCAGUUGCUCCGCAGGCCCCUCCUCUGACAAGGCCUUGACCUUCAUGAAGGACCAUUUCCUGAUGGAUGAGCACGUGGCAGGCACACCGCUGCUGGUGAAGUCUGGGGUCGAGUACACACAGCUUGCGGUGGAGCCAGCUCGUGGCCUUGAUGGGAGCAGCCACGUGGUCAUGUACCUGGGCACAUCCACGGGGUCCCUGCACAAGGCCGUGGUGCCUGAGAACAGCAGCGCUUAUCUCGUGGAGGAGAUCCAGCUGAGCCCUGCUCCUGAGCCUGUUCGGAACCUGCAGCUGGCCCCCACCCAGGGCGCAGUGUUUGCAGGCUUCUCGGGAGGCAUCUGGAGAGUUCCCCGGGCCAGUUGCGGUGUUUAUGAGAGCUGCGUGGACUGUGUCCUUGCCAGGGACCCCCACUGUGCCUGGGACCCCGAGUCAAGUGUCUGCAGCCUUCUGCCUGGCUCCCCCCUGACCUCCUGGAAGCAGGACAUGGAACGUGGCAACCCGGAGUGGGCAUGUGCCCGAGGCCCCAUGGCUAGGAGCCCCCGGCGUCAGAGUCCCCCUCAACUUAUUAAAGAAGUCCUGGCAGUCCCCAACUCCAUCCUGGAGUUGCCCUGCCCGCACCUGUCCGCACUGGCCUCUUACCACUGGAGUCAUGGCAGAGCCACAAUCCCAGAAGCCGCUUCCACUGUCUACAACGGCUCCCUCUUGCUGCUGCCUCAGGAUGGCGUUGGGGGCCUCUACCAGUGUGUGGCCACCGAGAACGGCUACUCGUACCCUGUGGUCUCCUACUGGGUAGACAGCCAGGACCAGCCCCUGGCCCUGGAUCCUGAGCUGGCUGGCAUUCCCAGGGAGCGCGUGCAGGUCCCACUGACCAGGGUCAGCGGUGGCGCUUCUGCGGCUGCCCAGCGGUCUUACUGGCCCCACUUUCUCAUUGUCACUGUCCUCCUGGCCAUAGUGCUCUUAGGAGUGCUCACUCUCCUCCUGGCUUCCCCGCUGGGAGCGCUUCGGGCUCGGGGCAAGGUUCAGGGCUGUGGGAUGCUGCCCACCUUGGAGAAGGCCCCGCUGAGUAGGGAGAAGAACCUCCAGCCCUCCAAGGACCACAGCACCUCUGCCAGUGACGUAGAUGCUGACAACAACCAUGUAGGCACUGAAGUGGCUUAAAGUGAGAGCGCAGAUGGGGAGCUGAGCGGAGCAGGCACCCGGCAAUGUUGGCUGGGGCAGGCACAGUGCCACUCUGACCAGGGUAGGAGGCUCUCCUGCUGCCGUGUGGCACCUACAGAACCCCGGAGGGCCUCCCCUGAGGGGCUCUCUUCUGCAGGCACGUGGGCUCUCUCCUCACCUGCACCCAGGCCAUGACAGCAAGAGCCAGACAGGAUUCUUCAGGUUUGAUCAACCCCAAGAGCCCUCCGGCAACCUACCCGCUCCAGAAGACCCUGAAAGGUGUGGCUGCCCAGGAUUCUGCGGUGACAGACCCAAGCAUCAGAGCAAGCUGGGGCUGUUCCUACAGACUCCAUCCUGACAGCUGCCGCUCCGGAAGCAGCUGUUGCUUCGAACACCAGCCCUUCCUUCUCCCGGGGUCUCCAGGACUCCUUAGGGAGUUGGCCCCUUGUGCUUCCCUUACCAAUCAUGCCCUACUGUUUGGGAAGUCUUUUCUGAAGUCUGAUCACCUUCCUUCUUGCUUCAGUUUGGACAGAUUGUUGUCGUGUCUGCCCUGGCUGGAAUGGGGGGCAUAAUCUGAGCCUUGUUCACUCGUCUAGUGUGGCUGACCCCUUCUUGAACUCUUCCUUCCUCUUCCCUUUGUUUUGGGAGUCAGAAAACUGCUUGUCACAGACAAUUUAUUUUUUAUUAAAAAAGACAUAAGCUUUAAGCAAA
This is a messenger RNA of Psammomys obesus (fat sand rat), 3424 nucleotides long. RefSeq names its product semaphorin 4A (gene Sema4a). The transcript is spliced from 15 exons. Bases 344 to 2713 code for a protein of 789 amino acids. Gene Ontology annotation, molecular function: chemorepellent activity; semaphorin receptor binding. The record is from RefSeq and is a predicted model, not a curated record. NCBI's taxonomy places the organism in Eukaryota, Metazoa, Chordata, Mammalia, Rodentia, Muridae. Gene Ontology annotation, biological process: axon guidance; negative regulation of axon extension involved in axon guidance; neural crest cell migration.